This is a messenger RNA of Phytophthora nicotianae INRA-310, 108 nucleotides long. RefSeq lists its product as hypothetical. The record is from RefSeq and is a predicted model, not a curated record. The coding region runs from base 1 to 108 and encodes 35 amino acids. Lineage: Eukaryota; Oomycota; Peronosporomycetes; Peronosporales; Peronosporaceae. The transcript has 2 exons.
AUGCCAUUCAUGAAGAGCGGUACAGAACUGGAGGAACAGAGCAUUGUUCAAGAUACAACUCAUGUUCGAGAGGAAGAUCGUGCGAUGCUUAACCACACGAGAUGUUAG